Ailuropoda melanoleuca (giant panda) is the source of this 1652-nucleotide messenger RNA. RefSeq names its product selenium binding protein 1 (gene SELENBP1). Lineage: Eukaryota; Metazoa; Chordata; Mammalia; Carnivora; Ursidae. Gene Ontology annotation, molecular function: selenium binding; protein binding. The record is from RefSeq and is a predicted model, not a curated record. The transcript is spliced from 12 exons. The coding region runs from base 81 to 1520 and encodes 479 amino acids.
CCUCCUUGGACACCAGCACAGCCUCUGUCUCUGCUCACUCCUGGCAGGCCGGUCAGGAUCAAAGCUUACCAACAGGCAGCAUGGCUACGAAAUGUGGGAAGUGUGGACCCGGCUACCCUACCCCUCUGGAGGCCAUGAAAGGACCCAGGGAGGAGAUUGUCUACCUGCCCUGUAUUUACCGAAACACUGGCACUGAGGCCCCGGAUUAUCUGGCCACUGUGGACAUUGAUCCCAAGUCUCCCCAGUAUUGCCAGGUCAUCCACCGGCUGCCCAUGCCCAACCUGAAGGACGAGCUGCAUCACUCGGGAUGGAACGCCUGCAGCAGCUGCUUCGGGGACAGCACCAAGUCACGCAACAAGCUGGUGCUGCCCUGCCUCAUGUCCUCCCGUAUCUACGUGGUGGAUGUGGGCUCCGAUCCCCGGGCCCCGAAGCUACACAAGGCCUGUGCCCUGCCUCUGUUGGUCAUUGAGGCUGAGGACAUCCAUGCCAAGUGUGGCCUGGGCUACGUCCACACCAGCCACUGCCUGGCUAGUGGGGAGGUGAUGGUCAGCACCCUGGGAGACCCCAAGGGCAAUGGCAAAGGGGGUUUCGUGCUGCUGGAUGGAGAGACGUUCGAGGUGAAGGGGACGUGGGAACAGCCUGGGGGAGCUGCACCUUUGGGCUAUGACUUCUGGUACCAGCCUCGACACAAUGUCAUGAUCAGCACUGAAUGGGCGGCUCCCAAUGUCUUUCGAGACGGCUUCAACCCCGCUCAUGUAGAAGCAGGGCUGUAUGGAAGCCACAUCCACGUGUGGGACUGGCAGCGCCACGAGAUCGUGCAGACCCUGCCUCUGCAGGAUGGGCUCAUCCCCCUGGAGGUCCGCUUCCUGCACAACCCAGAUGCGGCCCACGGCUUCGUGGGCUGUGCCCUCAGCUCCACCAUCCAGCACUUCUACAAGAAUCAGGGAGGUACUUGGUCAGUGGAGAAGGUGAUCCAGGUGCCCCCCAAGAAGGUGAAGGGCUGGCUGCUGCCCGAAAUGCCAAGCCUGAUCACAGACAUCCUGCUGUCUCUGGACGACCGCUUCCUCUACUUCAGCAACUGGCUGCACGGGGACCUGCGGCAGUAUGACAUCUCUGACCCACACAGGCCCCGCCUCACAGGACAGCUCUUCCUUGGGGGCAGCAUUGUUAAGGGAGGGCCCGUGCAAGUGCUGGAGGACCAGGAAUUAGAAUCGCAGCCAGAACCCCUGGUGGUCAAGGGGAAACGGGUACCUGGAGGCCCUCAGAUGAUCCAGCUUAGCCUAGACGGGAAGCGUCUAUACAUCACCACGUCGCUGUACAGUGCCUGGGACAAGCAGUUUUACCCCGAUCUCAUCAGGGAAGGCUCCGUGAUGCUGCAGAUCGAUGUAGACACAAUAAAGGGAGGCCUGAAGUUGAACCCCAACUUCCUCGUGGACUUUGGGAAGGAGCCCCUAGGCCCAGCCCUGGCCCAUGAGCCCCGCUACCCUGGGGGUGACUGCAGCUCUGACAUUUGGCUCUGAAGUCCACCCAUGGUAGCCACUCCACAUCUGAGACCUCACUUCUGCAGAGACCUCGCUUCACCCUGCUCCCUCUCGAACCCUAACUCUUGGCAGAAUGUCCCACCAAAGCCAAACUGAGGCUAUUGGAAUGUA